AUGACCGUUCUCAAUCGCAAUUACGGGCCCUUGGAGUUGAACGUGCGAUCGUACAACGGAAACUUUCCUGGUCCAACGCUGUCCUUCGAGGCCGGCCCUGCCCCGACUCUCCCGACGAUCCUCAGCGUGACGCUACUGAACAAGCUGGAGAAAACAACGAGCUCGACGACGGUGAAGAACAAGGUCGACGUCAGAGACUCGUUCGGCCUCAUGGAGAAGACUAUCACCGUUCAACGUGUGCCACAGGAUGUGGCAGCCUGUGCUUACGUGGACGUGGGAACAGGAGCAGGCCGUGAGACGAUGUAUGUACAGAGGGUCGCGUCGACCGGCUCGUUGGACGUUGACAGGGGGACGCUAGGAACAACCCCGAAAGUGCAUGAGGUAGGCUCCAGAGUCAUCACAAGCAACAUGUCGCUGUGCGACUUCCCGAAGCAGGAGAACCACUCCAACUUCUACGUGUAUGGCAUGGCAAACGUGACUGCGGAGCACGUCAGUUCGCUAGCGGAAGCACAAGGCAACCUGACGACGGACUAUUUCUUCGACUUCGCACAUCCCCGUGGAACUUUCUUGUAUCAUCCGAUGUGGAUGGGAUCUGCUGGCCUGCAGUCAGGAGGAGGGAUGGCUGGCAUGUUGGUAGUGAGAGACUCCGUGGGUGACGCUGAAACAGCUUUCCUCAAUCUCCGCGAAGUCCACCUCCUCUUUCAGCAGCUAUCGUACCGCAACCCCAGCGACACUGACGUGAACAGGUUCUACGAUCACGGCUACCUGCAGAAGUUCAACUAUGAUGAGUUGGUGACCAAGUGGAAUGUCACCUUCGACGCCAACGCCAUCAACGAUCCCGAAUGGAACGAUGCUGUAUUAACCAACGGCCAGUUUGUUCCCAGCUUGACCUUACUUGCUGGGCAAGCACGCGAUGGCUGCACAACUUUUCUCCUCGCCGUUGACUCUCUCUACAUCAGAGACGGAAACAGUCCGCGGAAGCUUCUCUCGUCAGGUCAAGACGCAUCUCAACGAUGCACUACACAAGGGCAGUACGUCCUGAGGAGCCAGGCAGAUCCAGCAAACGACCCGUUGCUGGGAACGGGUGCAGUGAGAAAGCAGCAGGACCUUCUGGUUGUCAACAUUCAAUCUGGAACUGGAGCUGCUGAUCCGCUCCCAGCAAUCAUGCCCGUGAUGCCGGAUAGGUUCAACGUCAGCCUGGUGGAAGCGAAGGUUUCUGCAAGACAACUUGUACUUGUCGGUAGCAGCGGCUCAAGGAUUCUUCGAACGGUUCCUCCAACUGACCCAGUCGCGAUCACUGAGAGGAAUCUUCCAUGGUUGACUAUGAACGGCGACGUGCACCAUGGAGGUCAAGUCAGACACUGCGUUGUCAAGGACUCGAUCCAGGAAUGGGAGAUCCAAGGAGUCGGCCAGGGAUUCUUUACCUUCCACCUCCAGUCCAACUACUUCAUGAUCCUCUCUAGUCCAGCUGGACAAGACGUGGGGAGCUGGAGGGACACCUACGCCGUCCAAGGAGGCUCUAAGGUUGUCAUCCGCUUCAAAGCCACAAACAUCAGCGGCAACUUCCUGUUCAUGUCCUCCUUCCUCUCCAACGUGGACGUCGGGCAGGCAAGGAGGAGCGACCUGCUCGCUGUGCUGUGA
Guillardia theta CCMP2712 is the source of this 1641-nucleotide messenger RNA. RefSeq lists its product as hypothetical. The record is from RefSeq and is a predicted model, not a curated record. Gene Ontology annotation, molecular function: oxidoreductase activity; copper ion binding. The coding region runs from base 1 to 1641 and encodes 546 amino acids. The transcript has 11 exons. NCBI's taxonomy places the organism in Eukaryota, Cryptophyceae, Pyrenomonadales, Geminigeraceae.